UUCUCAGACAAAAAGAGGUUGCAGAGUGGAGAAAAUUUAAGAAGUCCUGAUGUAGAGAAUCCUUGCUUAGGCACCAAUUGCACUAGAUGGUCUCUGAGAGCCUCUCCUUCUUGAAAAUUUCAUAUUGUCACAGCUGGAAGAGACAUAGAAAAUAGUAUGUUUCCUGUAGACAGAGUCUUAGAGGCUAUGUGAUAUACUAUACCUAGCUUGUAGUCGAGACCUAAAAUGUAUAUUUAAAUUUCACUACCAGUAAGUACUAGCUUUGCAAACACUGCCAACUCAUUUAACUUCUGAGACUACUUUACCUGCCUUCCAGAGUGGUUUGUGAGGAUCAGAUGCAUAAAGCAUAGAGCAUAGAAAAUAGUUUGCAUAGUUUAAGCACUAUAAGAAUUCAUUGAGAACUAUCAAUUAACCCUUAGAUUUAAAUCCAGAGAGGAGAAAGCUUGCCUAAGAUCAAGAUUAAUAGCAGAGCUGAGUCUAGUACUUGGGUCACUGAGUCCAACAAUUCUCAAAAUGAGUAUGUUAUAGAUGGAACAAGAAAGUUAAAGAAAUCAUUGAGAAAGCAUUUAUUAUUUACUAUUAAAUAUAUAAGUUUGUAUUAAGUGUUGGAAAGACAGUUAAGUGACAGUUCUUACUCUCAAGGAGUUUUCAUUUUUUAAAAAUAUUUUAAUGGUUUUUAUUUUUUAAAAUGUAUGCAAAGUUAGUUUUCAACAUUCCCCUUUGCAAAACCUUGUGUUCUAUAUUGUUCUCCUCUUCCUCCUUCCUCAGACAGUAGCAAUCUGAUGUACAUUAAGCAUGUCCAAUUCUUCUAAAAAUAUUCACAUAUUCAUCAUGUUGCACAAUAAAAAUUUGAUCAAAAAGGAAAAAAAAUAAGAAAAAAAACAACAAAUGGUGAAAAUACUUAGCUUUGAUCCACAUUCAAUGUCCAUAGUUCCCUCUCUGAAUGUGGAUGGUAUUUUCCAUCACAAGUCUAUUGGAAUUGUCUCGUUUCACCCCAUUGUUGAAAAGAGCCAAGUCUAUCACAGUUGAUUAUCACAUAAUCUUAUUAAUGUGUACAAUGUUCUUUUGGUUCUGCUCACUUCACUGAUCUUCAGUUCAUAUAAGUCUCUCCAGGCCACUCUGAAAUCAUCCUGCUGGUUGUUUCUUACAGAAUAAUAAUAUUCUAUAACAUUCAUAUUUAUCAAUUUACUCAGCCAUUCCCCAACUAAUGGGCAUCCACUCAGUUUCCAGCUUCUAGCCACUAUAAAAAGGGCUGCCACAAACAUUUUUGCACAUAUGGGUCCCUUUCCCUUCUUUAAGAUUUCUUUGGGGUAUAAGCCCAGUAGAAAUAAUGCUGGAUCAAAGGGUAUGCACAGUUUAAUAACUUUUUGGGCAUAGUUCCAAAUUGUUCUCUAGAAUGGUUGGAUCAGUUCACAAGAAGUAGUUUACAUUUUAAUUGUGGGUAAGAUGAUAGGAAGUUUCAAUGGCCAAUCAGAUGAAAAGAUCCAUCUUGAAUUACCUACAGAGCAGCAAUGAAACACUAUAAUGCCCUUUCCUCUUGCUGGGAAUGAGAAUAUACUCUGAAGUUCAACAGAAAUGGGACCUUAAAGUGUAACCAGAUCAGGGAAGAGGAAGGCAGGAGCUAAGUAUAACCCAGGGACAGGAUUGGCCUUGGGGAAAGAGAUUGAAGGUCCAGGAGAAGAGCCAGGUGCUGGCCAACUGCCUGUCUCAUUCCUGUAAGGGGAGUGGUGUCUGGAUAUGAGGACCAGGGCAGUGAAUUGGAUUACUGGGGAAUCAGGAAAUCGGCUCCCCAUUCAGAUCUCAAUCAUGAGGGCAGAGUCCAGCUCUGGGAAAGUCAUAAAUUGAGUUCCAAGGUGCAAGACCCAGGGAUGAGGGAACUUGGGAAUCAGAACCUAAUGGGGAGAACUUGAGAAGCUUCCAAGAGGCAGAGCACGGUGAUCCUGCUCAUGGCCUUUCUGGUGGCAGGCUCUUUGCGUGUGGCAGUGGAAAAGGCAGAAACUAGGAACUGCCUGGAGAGAAAGGGGAAAUAUGACAUGUCUGGGGCCCGAGUGGCCCUGACCCUUUGUGUCUUGGAAGGGCAAACUGGAGAGAAUAGGGCAGUUGCAGCUCUGGAAGCUAUGUACCAAGCACUAGGCUUUGAGAAUUACCUUAGAAGAGUGAUCAAGACCCAGUCUUUCCAGGAAGAACUGGCUCAUUUUCGAGAGCUGCUGGAUGCCCACGGGAGCCCUGUCAGCUGUGCAUUGGUUGUUCUCAUGGCCCACCGGGGACGUCCAGGGUGGCUGCUGGGGCCAGAUGGGAAGGAGAUACAAGAGAAAGUGUUGGUUGGAGAACUGAACCGCUGCCAAGCCCUGUGGGGCAAAGCCAAGGUGUUUCUGUUGCUGGGCAGCAACAACACAGGCUUGGAAUCCAGUGCUUUUCUUCCUAUCCUGACAGACCUCUACAGACAGUCUCCCCCCUGGCACUUUUUGGAGGUGCUCACCCAGGUCAUUGGCAAGGUAACUCAAGAGAUGCCUACCAUAGGGCAUAAGUGUCCCGUCUUCCAGAGCUCCCUUCGGGGUGCACUAUACCUUGGGAGAGUAAGAGCACAGGAUCUGGAGCUCAGCCUCACUCCCGAAGGAAAAUAUGACAUGUCUGGAGCAAAGGUAGCCCUCGUCCUGUGUGUCACCCAGGACCGCCCUGGGGCUGAACAGGACCUUAAAGCCCUGAAGAGAUUGUUCCAAAUCCUGGGUUUUAAGAGCAUUCUAAAGAUGGAUCCUACUGCCCAGGAUUUCCGAAAGGAAUUGGCUCAGUUCCGGGAACAUCUGGAUGCCUGUGGGACCACUGUGAGCUGUGCCCUGAUAGUCCUUAUGGCCCAUGGGGAACCUCAGGGGCAGCUUCUGGGGGCUGAUGGACAGAUGGUGGGAGUGGAAGAGAUGGUGAGAGAGCUGAGCACUUGUCAGGUCCUGCAGGGCAAGGCCAAGGUUUUUCUGCUGCAGGGUUGCCGUGGGGGUAACAGAGAUCCAGGCACGAGACCUAGAGCUUUGCCUUGGCUAGGACAAUGGCUUCAGCACUGGCUCCAGAGGCCUUCAACUCUCCCCUCUCAAGCAGACAUCCUUCAGAUUUAUGCUGACAUGCAAGAUGUCUCCUCCAGGGUGUGCUUUCCUAGGAACUCAGACCAAGUGGAUAUCUUGAGAGUCUAUUCAGCUGCAGAAGGCUAUGUGGCAUACCGAGAUGAGAAUGGCUCAGACUUUAUCCAGACUCUUGUAGAAGUUAUCAUAGCUGAUCCUGACCGUGACCUUUUGGAGCUUCUGACUGAAGUAAACAGGAGACUGUGUGAAAUGGAUGUGCUUGGUCCAGACAGUGAUGAAAUACGAAAGAUGAACUUGGAGAUUAGGAGCUCCCUUAGAAAACAAUUAUGUUUAAAGAUAUGAGAGCUAGAAAACAAGACAGUAUAUCUGGACCUUCAAGGACUCUAACCCUCAAUUUUUCACUCCUUUUUUUUUUGUUUUUCAGUCCCCAGUAUUUGGUACAUAGUAGAUGUCUAAUAAAUUCUUUCCCCACUUCAA
Antechinus flavipes (yellow-footed antechinus) is the source of this 3545-nucleotide messenger RNA. RefSeq lists its product as uncharacterized. Gene Ontology annotation, molecular function: cysteine-type endopeptidase activity. The record is from RefSeq and is a predicted model, not a curated record. Lineage: Eukaryota; Metazoa; Chordata; Mammalia; Dasyuromorphia; Dasyuridae. The transcript has 11 exons. Bases 1947 to 3410 code for a protein of 487 amino acids. Gene Ontology annotation, biological process: proteolysis.